UCGAUUUGGUUGCUGCAGCAACAUCAGACAGUUAAACGGCGAUCAAAAUUAAAAAUUCACUACCUGAGAAAAAAGAGCUAAAAUCUAACGGACUCUGCAUAGUAUAGUAGAAGUAAAGCAGAAAUAUCAAACAGUUAUCAACGUAGAAGAACAACACCUAGCAAAUAUGUCUAGCAGUUUAUCAAUAACGACGGUGGCGAACACAAAAACUACACGUAAAGUAACUAGAAAAUCAACACAGAGUCACAACAUUGACGAGACAUUAAGUAUUGAUAUUAGCAAUAGUAUUCGCGAUGGCCUCAGUGGGAUCACAAAAGACAAAAGCAGCUCUCCGCCCAAGCCCAGUAAGAAAAAGUCAUCAGCGGCAACUAGCGCGUCGGUGUCGGCAGUCUCAACAACUACUAAAGCGACAUUUGUUGAAAACAGCGAACAGAAGAUCCAGGCACAGGAACAACAGAGCAAUGCAAGUAAACCUGAGGAAGGAGCUGACAUUGACAAAAAGAAAUUGAAAAGCAAGAGGAGUAAGAAAGGUGAAAAGGAUCAGCAAAAUAUAUCGGUGAAAACGAGUUUUAGCAAAUUUGAUGCCCUACAAAAACGCAACCUAAUUCAUGUACGUUCAAGUGAUGCUGGUAAAGCACACGAAAAAUUCAGUAAUCCACAGGGUGAUAAGGAAAUCAACUGUCGCCUGUGUUCCAAACCGGUCUACAAAAUGGAAGAGAUUAAGGCUGAAAAGAGUAUUUACCACAAGAACUGCUUCCGCUGCCAUGAAUGCAACAAACAAUUGAAGGUGGACAACUAUCAAAGCCAUGAGGGUAUCCUGUACUGCAUGGUACAUUUUAAGCUGCUGUUCAGUCCGAAAUGCGUGGAAGAUACCGAACCAGAAAGUCAGCGUAAGCCAGAGUUAAUUGUGAGAGAAAACCAGCCUAUCGAGUCGCCACCAGAUGUUGUGAGAGCAUCUGACAAGCCUGAUCUGGGACUAGAAGAACUACAGCAGCUUAAUGUACGCUCUAGAUUUCAAGUUUUUGAGAAUGGAACACAAGUUCAGGAAGAUAAAAGCAACGAAGAAUUGCACAGAAAUCCUGUGAAGCACAGUAAUUCGAUUCUAUCAAAAAUCGCGAAACUGAAAGCACAAGGCGUCAGUUCUGAUUUAAGCAUAAAAGCUAUGAGCGAACGGGAGCGCGACGGCGCCAGCGAUUACUCUUCGGAAAGCAACAGUGACGCCAGCGAUGCAGAAGUCGACGAAAAUAGCAACGAAGAUGAUGACGCGGAUUUGGUGCGCUCAAAAAAGCGAACACAGCGCGAGCGUCCCGUGGGUCUGGGGCACGCAAUGCAUGACAUCAAAAAUAUAUUUGAAAAAGGUCACAUCAUGUCCAAGGAGGAACGUCGCGAGGAACGCAAACAAGAAAUACAAAAUAUACGUUCACGUCUAUUUAUGGGAAAGCAGGCGCGCAUCAAAGAGAUGUAUCAGCAGGCUGUCGCCGAAUCGGAGCAAAGAAUUACUUCAUCGGAUAAGAAGCCUGAAAUAGAAGUUGAGGGCGCUGCACGAUCACUUAAGGAACGCUUUGAGAGAGGUGAUGUAUUCAAAGAUUCCGCGGAUAAUAGCGAAGAGAACUCGUGCAAUCAUAGUGGUUUACAAAAUGAGGCUGACGUUUUCGAAUCCGCAAUCAGCAAGAAAUCCCGCAGCAUUUUUAUGGAACUGGAUGCUAAUGUGGCUGCUGGUAGAAAAGAAUUUAACAAACCAAUACUGCCCAAUCGACAAUUAAGUAAGCAAUAUUCGCUAAACACAAAACGGCAGAAUAUCGAAAAUGAGCCGGAGCAGGAUGUCGUCAAGUAUGAUGAAAAGCCUGAGGAUAUAAAAAUCGAGACUUCAGAAAUAAGUUCGAAGUUCAAAUUUUUUGAAACCUAUUGUCCAACUGAGCAGAAAAAGAAAGAGUUUCGUAUUACACCACCACGAGAAGGUGUUGUGAAAAUGCCAACUCCUGAAUCGGACGCUGAAAACAUGGAGUAUCCCAAUGAACUAGGCGCAGAGACAAAUGUUCUGGAGAAGUCUCAUACAACCACCACGAUGUUAAAUAAGUUUCGUGAAAUGGAACAGAAUCGCAAUGGCAAACAAGAUGGUCCGCGACCUUUGAAAUGUUUCACACCUCCUCCAGACGGUGGAAAUCGCAUUUAUCAGGAUGCAGACAGUGACAUGGGCUCGCAAGAUGACAAUGAAGAAUUUGAAGACGAAGAUGACGAAGAUGACGAUGAGGACUACAACUCAUCAAGUGAGCGUUACAAACGUUCACUGGAUGAUGAGGCUCUUAAAGAGGCACAGGCUGCAGCGCGGGCAAAGCAAUUGAGAGCGAGGUUCGAGAAAUGGGAAGCCAAUGAAAGGGAGCGAGAAUUACACGAAGGUCGCGUCGACAUCUAUUCUACUGAAGUUUCUGAUAAUUCGAACAUUGAAAGCACAAAAACCAUACGAGAGCGUUUCGAAAAUAUGAAAAGUUCAACAGAAAAUGCACAAACAAGACCUCGAUAUAAAGUCAACCGAUUCGUGUAAUAGGUCAGCGAUAGUGUCCGCUCAUCUAUCCAUCCAUUACGCGGUGAAUUACUGUACUAAUACCGGUGAUUAAUGUAACGCCUUAAGUUUAAACGUUAUGUUUUCGAUAAGUUAUCAAAACAAUAAAUUCAAGUUGUGUGCAAAUUGUUAUAUUUGUAA
This is a messenger RNA of Rhagoletis zephyria (snowberry fruit fly), 2701 nucleotides long. Its product is annotated as LIM domain and actin-binding protein 1. Lineage: Eukaryota; Metazoa; Arthropoda; Insecta; Diptera; Tephritidae. The record is from RefSeq and is a predicted model, not a curated record.